AAACAAAUCAUUUUGACAAGUGUUUAAUGGUUUUAAGAAGUUUCGCUUUCACCAGUCGAAGAUGGGCCGAAAGAGGGGGUCAAACACUAUUAACUAAUUCACUUGAAAUUCAUCCAAAACUCAAUGUGCGUUUAAAAGUUUAGUAUUGCAGUUAAUUCGAUAAUAAGAAAAACAAAGAACAAUGAUUGAUCCGGCUGAUAUGAAAAUAGCGGUUUCGACGGCCGCUGUGCCGUAUGUACUGCGUAAUUUUCAAUUGGAUUGGGAUAUAUUUCAAUUGAGCAUUGAUGAAUGGUGCCAAAAAAUGCAUGAACAUACACGAUCAGAAGCAGUUCAGUUCACCAGCGGAACGAUGAAACAUUGUGAUACACCGUAUUGGGAACGAUUUCGAACACAUGAACAACUGACGUUCCAAGAAUUUGCCAAGAAAUCCAAAGAAGACAAUGCAUUCAAAGAUCGAUGGUAUUCUCACAGCUAUCGCGACAUCGUGGUGUGGCCCGACACUCUAAAAAAAUCAAUAUCAUUUGCAAAAUUUGGAUUCGAAAAUGCCAAUGAUAUUCUAUUUUGGCUUGGUUCACCAGGUGCAAAUACUCCAUGUCACUAUGACACGUAUGGCUUUAAUAUUGUGGUCCAAGUUUUCGGAAGGAAAUCGUGGCUACUAUUUCCACCAAGCACACCCUUGACACCAACUCGUGUACCAUUCGAAGAAUCGAGCGUUUACUGUACACAGAACUUUUAUAGUCCGGAUAGAAUGGAACAAUUUGGAGAUGUGGGUAAAAAUCGGGAUGCAUUCGAGGUCAUUUUGAAUCCAGGCGAUGUUUUAAUCGUACCGGCGCAUUGGUGGCAUUAUGUGGAGAACUUGGACACGAGCUUGACUGUGAAUACAUGGAUUCCAUUGGAUGCCAAAGACUGUUUGGCUCGUCUUGGAGAAUGCUUUAUACGAAUGCAAAUCGAUCAGAUAACUGCAGACGAUUCUGAUUUUAUCGCCGGCGAGCUUAGAAACUAUAUUUAUAAUCCAAAUGAAAUGAAUGAGCCAGAUUUAAAUCUAAUGAAUUUAUUUAAGCCAUUAGCCGAUGUAGUGAUAGAGAAUACAAAAAAUGGUGAUCCACUUGAUUCGCAUGAAAGUCAACAGUGUGGUCGAACAGUUCGUGAUAAAUUUUUGAAUGUUUUUUGUAAAUUAGAGCCAGUAAGUCACGAUAGAUUUAGACAGAUUCUAUUACAGAAUUCGAUACGAUACAAUCACUCAUUCGAUGGCCGAAGACUCAGUGGAAGCAAGUUUAAAGAGGUAGAGAAUAUUAUAAACGCUGUUUGUCAUCCAAAAACUGUAACAAGUGCUUGUCAGUUGUAUGUGCAGCAGGUUCGCAAUCAAAAUAGUUAAAAAAAUAAACAUUUGUUUCAACAAUCAACAUGCAGUGAAAUAAAAUACGCUUUUUUAAUGGUA
Contarinia nasturtii (swede midge) is the source of this 1438-nucleotide messenger RNA. It is a transcript of the gene HSPBAP1, whose product is annotated as HSPB1-associated protein 1. NCBI's taxonomy places the organism in Eukaryota, Metazoa, Arthropoda, Insecta, Diptera, Cecidomyiidae. Bases 182 to 1375 code for a protein of 397 amino acids. The transcript is spliced from 3 exons. The record is from RefSeq and is a predicted model, not a curated record. Gene Ontology annotation, molecular function: 2-oxoglutarate-dependent dioxygenase activity.